Eleginops maclovinus (Patagonian blennie) is the source of this 4668-nucleotide messenger RNA. Its product is annotated as inactive rhomboid protein 2-like. Gene Ontology annotation, biological process: regulation of epidermal growth factor receptor signaling pathway; regulation of protein secretion. The coding region runs from base 145 to 2667 and encodes 840 amino acids. The transcript is spliced from 18 exons. Lineage: Eukaryota; Metazoa; Chordata; Actinopteri; Perciformes; Eleginopidae. The record is from RefSeq and is a predicted model, not a curated record. Gene Ontology annotation, cellular component: endoplasmic reticulum membrane. Gene Ontology annotation, molecular function: serine-type endopeptidase activity.
GCAGUAAGGAUGUUGGGAGAGUGAAAGAGGGAAGUAGUCAGGCGCUGGUGGACAGCAGCUUACAGUAACGUUUCAGUUCGGAUAUGAACCUUUCUGCUGAAUGAAUUACAACCCGGUUUCUUCUUCCUGGAGCACUGUGACAGGAUGGCUUCACAGGGGGGCAAUGAGCCUCCUCCAAACGGAGGUCAGUCUGAUAGCCGUCUAAAGAGCAAGAAGCCGCCCAGCCUUGUGAUCGCCAUCCCUCCACCUGAGGAGAUGAUGCCGCACGACCCAGCAAAACAGCCUCUACGGCCGUCCCUGAAAAAAAGCGCAAGUGGUCAUGCAGCCGGUUCUGUGUCAGAGAGCAUCGCCGGAGCCAGAGAUGGAGCAGGAGAUGGAGGCUUCUCAUUCAGAGACAGAAGGGCAAAGUUCGGAAGACAGGCUUCGCUCUCACAAAGCAUCCGCAGGAAUACAGCCCAGUGGUUUGGGGUGGGGGAAGACUGUGAGACAAAACAGCAAGUAUGGCACAGGAAGAGCCUUCGCCACUGCAGCCAGCGCUACGGCAAGCUGAAGGUCCAAUAUAGAGAGCCUGAUACGGCUACCAGCUUCGACCAGGGCCUGGACUCACCAGCAGCACACAAGAUGCCCAAGAUUGUUGAUCCCCUGGCACGGGGGCGAGCCUUCCGCUGCCCAGAUGACGUGGACAGUCGCUCCCCCAGGACGCCUCACGCCACUCAGGGAGGUCCUAUCACCCCGGGGGUCACCUCACUCAGCUCCUUCACCAGCCAGCGCUCCGGCUACAGCCGCUUCCCCCGGCGCAAGAGGGAGUCUGUCGCCCGCAUGAGCAUCAGAGCUGCAUCCAACCUGCUGAGGGGUCGUAGUGGCCUGGCAGGCUCUCAGACAAGUCGCAGUUUCCCCAAGAGGAGCUUCAUCAGGCCCAGCUGGAUGGACGAGGACACUGUGGACUCUGCAGACACAUCCGAGUCGCUCUUCUUCAGCAAGGUUGAUGCCCAUGAUGAGUUGUAUUCCAUGGCUGAUGACGUAUUUGAAUCGCCGCCCAUGUCUGCGGCUUUUGCUCCCUGCGGGCAUCCAGACCAGAAGUUCCCCAGCCUUAAGGACAUUUCUCGAACGCCCAGGACACCGACAGCCGGCCCUGAAAAGAGCCAUCCUCGUCGGGGUGGUCGGAUCGCGUCCAAAGUCAAGCACUUUGCCUUUGACAAACAGAGGCGUCAGUACGGCAUGGGCGUUGUGGGGAAGUGGCUGAACCGGCACUACCGACGCAGCCUCAGCAGCAACAUCCAGAAGCAGCUAGACGACUUCCACAGCCACAGGCCUUACUUUGCCUACUGGAUCACCUUUGUCCACAUAUUAAUCACAUUGCUGGCCUGCGGUACAUACGGCUUUGCCCCUGUGGGGUUUGCACAACAUUCUAAGUCUGAACUGGUGCUGAAGAACAAAGGCAUUUAUGAGAGCGUCAAGUAUAUCCAACAGGAGAACUUCUGGAUCGGUCCAAGCUCUGACGACUUGAUCCACCUGGGGGCCAAGUUCUCCCCGUGCAUCCGUAGGGACACUCAGAUAGUCAAUCUAAUCCAGAAGGCCAGAGAUCUGGAGAGAGAGUCCGGCUGCUGCGUUCAGAAUGACAACUCCGGAUGCGUGCAGACCCUCAGCUCCGACUGCUCCGAGACGCUGGCCACGUUUAUUAAAUGGAAGGAUGAGCCAGUGGACAUCAGCAGGUCGUCUGGUUCUGUCUGUUACCAGGAUCCCAGAGUGUGUGAAGAGCCCGCCUCUGCAGAGCCUCAUGUAUGGCUGGAUGACAUCACCAAGUGGCCGGUGUGUACAUUUCCUAAGCAGUGGAACCACACCGGCUACAGACACAUGGACUGUAAAAUCAAGGGACGGCCGUGCUGCAUAGGAACUAAGGGCAGAUGCGAGAUCACAACCAGAGAGUAUUGCUUUUUCAUGCAUGGUUACUUCCACGAGGAAGCCACACUCUGCUCACAGAUCCACUGUCUGGAUGAUGUGUGUGGCUUAUUGCCGUUCCUCAACCCUGAUGUUCCUGAUCAGUUCUACCGGCUCUGGCUCUCUCUCUUCCUCCACGCUGGGCUGUUACACUGCUUGGUGUCGGUGAUCUUGCAGAUGACCAUACUGAGAGACCUGGAGAAGCUGGCAGGAUGGGUCCGCAUCUCCAUCAUUUAUAUCCUCAGCGGUAUCACCGGAAACAUCGCCUCCGCCCUGUUCCUGCCCUACAGAGCUGAUGUUGGUCCAGCAGGGUCUCAGUUUGGCCUCCUUGCUUGCCUGUUUGUUGAGCUUUUUCAAGGUUGGCAGAUUCUGGAGAAUCCUUGGAAAGCCUUCCUCAAGCUUUUUGGCAUCGUCCUCUUCCUCUUCCUGUGUGGCCUCCUGCCGUGGAUCGACAACAUCGCUCACAUCUUUGGUUUCCUCAGCGGCCUGCUGCUCUCCUUCGCCUUCCUGCCCUACAUCACCUUCGGGACCUUUGACAAGUAUCGGAAACGAAUCCUGAUUGCUGUCUCCAUGGUGGCGUACAUCGGGUUGUUGUCUUCCCUCACCGUUUGGUUUUACAUUCACCCGAUUAACUGGCACUGGCUGGAGCAUCUCACCUGCCUGCCCUUCACGAGCAAGUUCUGUGAAAAGUACGAUAUAGACCAUGACAUUAACGACGUGGUGCACUAGUCUCCAUGGUACUGAUGAGGUGGCUGUGUUACUGGACCACCAGCUUCUAGCUGAUGAGUGGGUCAGCUGUUACCAGAUCAAGUCUGGAACCUUUUAAAAUGUGAUCAUCAAAUUAUGUUUUUUUAUUAUCAAAAGACCUGAUCAAUCCAUCCAUGAGAAGUGAACUGAAUCAGUCUCAUCUUCUCGUCCUGCUGCCUUCAGUAAAACUAAACUUAGCCUCAUUCAAGUGUGUUACUACUCGGCAUGUUCAUGUGCUAAUGGGAUGGCAGAUUCACGCAGUCAAAGGACAAGACAAGACAUUUGCGUAGAAAACGUGCAGAGCUGGGUGGACCUCAAGGAAAAGAUCUACAGCGCCAGAGACUCUCUGGUUCUUUCAGUUCAAAGUCAAAUCAAUCUAAAGAAGCCAAAAGAAUCACCAAUGGCCUACAAUCCCUUUUCCCUUUAACGCUUUGGAGGACAAACAGCUGAGAUGAAAGGGAGAAGGGUUCGGUUCUUCCGGUGUCUUGUGACCUCUGUGAACUAAGACACAUCAGACGCCUCCUGCCUCUAAUUCAUGUUUUCAGUGACACUGGGUUAACAGUACAAACGCUAUCAAUCAGAUCUGCUGUUUCUACUUGUUUUAUCAAUUGUAAGAGUCUUUCGGAGUUAUAACAUUUUAAUCUUCGCUCUUUUGUAAGUAUGCACUAGGCUUGUUAAUAGUUUUUGGAGCAGUGAUAUGAUAGGCUAAAGUCAACAAGGUGUUCCAAGUAUUAACUGUGCAGCUGAAAUAGUCAAAGGGAAAUAUAUAAGUGGUCAACUAAGGUAAGAUUUAAAUCAAAAACCACUAGCUGCCUUAAACAGACUAUGCCAUUUUACAAAGAUGCCUCAUAUUAAUUUUGCAUUCGGAAUGUGAUCAACUUACUGAAUGCUGAUGAUCACAUGUCUGACACGAAACCUACCAAAGCAACAACAUCGGCUGCUUGUAUUGUAUUUGCAUUUUAUUCUUUACAAUCCCUCAGUUUUCUGUAUGUCUUUGCCACAUAAAGUCUCAUAACACAGGGGUGCCUAAGCCAUUUUCUAUGAUUACUGUAAAAUUGCCAUAGGAGUAAUUAUCUAAACAGACCGUUUUGUUGAACCAAAAGAACAUUUUCUACUGUCAUUUUUGACUCUUUAAAUUGCCAACAGUCCUGACGAGAUGUCAUUUAAAUUCACCUUUUUACCUUUUGUCUGGAAGCUAGCAGCUGAUUGCUCAAAUCAAUGACUAUGUGAUAAAUGGGUUUCAGACGUUGUACACCUGAAUUGAAAAAUUUCUCCCACAGUUCCCCUUGCUUUAAAUCUUUGAGCUGGUUUGUUGUUGCUGGUGAUUCCUUGUGGACCCGAGCUGUUAGGAAAGCCCCCGUCAUGCCUCGUGUUGGAGGAUUAUGUGAGUUACUGAGUUGUGAGAUUAUAAGAGUCUCUCCAAGGGGCUGACUCACUGAUUAUCAACAUGUUGACAACAUGAGUUGUUAACUGCAAAAUAUGUUGAAUGUUGGACAAACAGCCCUGUAUUUAGAUUGUAAAGGCAAUCUGUGUAAAACAUAGGACUCUAACAGUGUAAAGAAUGACACCCCCCUCUCUUUAGGAACCCUCUUCACUGUGCCUUUUGACCUGAGAGUGUUUAUCUGAAGAGAAACAACUGCUGUGUUUGCUUUGGGACCAAAUAUAUUCACUCAUUCUGAUUAUUGGAAUGAAAAGGGAAAGUUUUAAAUGAACUUCAGGUCAUUUUCAAGGUACUGUUUUGUUUUGCUUCGGUUUUAUAUGUGAAAAUGUGUGUGUGUUAACAUAGUUGUGUUAAAAUAAAUGUCACUCUAUUAAAAAUGAGUUUCACUCAGAGUUACCCAGUGAACUUUGAGGUUGUAUCUGUCAUCAGAUUAUUUUACAUUUUCUGUACUUGGCGUUGCGCCAAGUACAGAAAAUGUAAAAUAAUAACAACUGUUUCUGAAAACAGUUGAAUUUUUAUACAUUAAAGUAAGAAUAACUGAA